AAAGUUAUGUUAUGGACCAACAUGAUCGAAUCUUAGCCUUCUCCUUUGGUUCGUCGUAGUCUUCAUCGUGGUUAGACCCACGGCCAAGCCCACGCCCACUAAGCACUACCAUAGACACUCGCAGUCACUCUUGCUCUGGUCCGUCUCGCUCCCGUACGCAUAGUACCCCCAUUCCUUCGAAAAUCAAACCUCAGAGAGAGAAAGUUUGAGUAAAGCCAAACAAGCAAGGGAAGAAGAAAAAAAAAAAAAACAUACACCCAGCGAACACAAACGAAAAAGAAGGGGGAAACUCUGAGCGAGGAACAAAUUUUUUUUUUCUUCCAAAACCACUUUUCAGAGGGGGCCAAUAUACGAUGAGAAAUUGCAAUAGCAAGCUUUCCAUGGCUGACAUUUGCGCCAACUCCCUUCUCUUGUAGGUCAAUUUUUAUUGAUUGUGUGUUGUGAGAGAGUGAGUGAAGGCGGGGGGAGGGAACGAAGGAAGGGGGAAAAAAAAGAAAGAAAACCCUAGGUGAGAGAAACCAAGUGUCAAAACUCACGAGCGGGGGGGAACGACGAGGUUUCAAAUUUGCCCCACUGCCGUUGCCCUAAGCUUCUUCGAAGCUUUCGCAAUUCAGGUGAAUUCCUUGCUCCUUACGUGUUGCUCUGCAAACCCUAGAAUCCUGGCGCAGUGCUGAAUUCGUGGCAAAUUCUGCGUGAUUUCGCGAAAUUAGGGUUUGUUUUGUCUGGGGCAAGCCACGCCAAUGCGUUUUAGUUGUGCUGGUGUUGUGCAUUUUGUUUGAGUACUCCAGGAAUACCCCCUCUCCUCUCUGUCAACUGCUGCCCUGUUGCUUCAUUGUUCCAGGGAGUUUCAAUUGCUGUAACUAAGCUUUGCUCGUGUCUGUGAUCCUGAGCUACUUCAGUUCAUCACUUAUUGAGGGAAUGUUGCGGACUUAGUUGUUUAUGCUCAUCCAGUACAUACUCAUGGCAGCAUGCUCAUUUACUCUGUCUUCCCGGGUUGCAGGACAGUUGGUUAGCUUCUUGUGCUGAGUGUUCCUAGGACACAUUUCAUGUUUGUAGUGAUUUUUUUUUUGAUUGGGACUGGAUAUCAUUUCGUGGCUCGGCUCAGCCCAGCCCAGCCCGGCCUUUCCGUUAAACCUCUAACCAGAUAUAUACUUAAUCUUGUUAUGGCCGGCACCCUGGUUGUGGGUAUGAAGAGCUUCAUUUAUCUGUUCUAGGAAAAAUGGGUGCACUGUUGGUCGUUGUGGUGCUGACGAAGAGGUAUUGUUAUUAUAGAGGGAACAUGGUUAGGAGCUUAUGGUUAAACUUUAGUAAAAUUUAAAAUUUUAUAACAGUAUAAACCUAGGUAAUGUUUGCUGUGCCAAUGUUGAUGCUUGCAUGUAGAACAUAAAAUGCUAGCUCGUCGUUGUUUUCAACUUUGGUGCCAUAUACCACUUGCUGUAUGAGAUUUUUCUGAUGAUGCAUGUCAUAACCUCAAUGAUUCUUAGGCAUUUAGAACAUGUUCUUUCAGAGUUGUUUCUGUGAGACCGCAAGCAUUUGCUAAUAUGUUGGUCCAGAACAUGAGUACAGAGAGUCCAAUGAGUUGGUUUCUGCGAGAGUGCAAGCAUUUGGUAAUAUGUCCGUCCGAAACAUUAGUUCAGAGAGUACAAUGGCUGUAUUGCUCCUCAAAGAGAAUGCUUGACAAAUGCUUCCGUUUAUCAAUAGGGAAGUAAAAUAAUUUGGAAUUUGACUGCAGAUAGUUGAGCUCUUGGUACUUCUUUUGUACAAAGCUUUAGUGAGCUAGAUCAUUUUGCUGUACUUGCAUUUAGGUUUAUCAGCGGCCAUAUUGGUUGAUCAUCCCCAUAAACUAUGAUGAUAUUAGACUGAAUUGCCAUUUUACUCCUCUUCUGCAGGAAUAAAGAUAGGCGUAGCUUGUACAGUGUCAUUGCUGUUAAACUAUUAUUUGUGGCAUUAAUCUGUAAUAGACAUGUACCUUAAAUCAAUUUGUCUGCUAAAUUGAAAAUUUACCUCCUUUAUCUUGCUGCUCAGAUUGUUUGAACCUGAAAUAACUUCCAGAGGACCCUACAUAUUUUCCCAAUAAGACCGGAGCCUAUUUGGUUCUAAGCUUUAUAGACUAGAAAAAUACACUUGUGUCUCUCUGUGUCCACUUUUAUCAGCUCUAAUUGUUUGUCUAAUUUGUUUUCUAAUUUAUAGCUAUCUGAAGCAAUGGUAAAGGAAAGCUGUCAGUUAGUGAGUUAGUAAUGCAUGGAUGUUACUCGCGGUCUGAUUUCUUAGUAAAUGCUGAGGUUGAUUCCAUGGGAGGGGUUGUUGACGGCGGAGUUGGUAUUGGCAUCAAAACCUCUCCACGCAGAGCAGCGAUUGAAAAGGCUCAGGCAGAGCUUAGGCAGGAGUAUGAUGUUCGCGAGGAAAGGAGAAGGGAGCUUGAAUUUCUUGAGAAGGGUGGCAAUCCUUUGGACUUUAAAUUUGGCAAUGCUGCUUCAAUUAGCGUCCAGUCCACGUCACUCACUUAUCAUCAGGCAGAACAUGUUGUGACUAGCAAAGCUAAAGGUAGCUUCCCUUUGACUGCAUCACCCCAUGGGGAUUCUGUUGAAAGUAGUGGUCAACCUGGGCCUACGACAGUUUGCGAACCUAACAGUGCUGAUAAUUUUGAUGGUCAAAAUGAUUUGCUUGGAGGUGACCGAAACCGUAGGCAUCUCAUCAAAAGGAAUGGUGUUGCUCUGUCUGAGCAGUCAUUGCCAAUUGAAGGAGCUCAGAAUGCAAAAGAGUCUGAAGAUUCUGCUAUAGUUCGUCCAUAUGCUAGAAGGAAUAGGUCUAGGCCAAAUCGAGAUGGUACUAGAUCAAGUUCAGGUGAUGUGAUUCAGAGUUCUGGUGUCCAUGGAUCUUCCUUUCCCAGGGGAUCUAGGAAUAUUAAGUUGAUAUCUGAGUCAAACAAUCAGAAAGACAAUGCAGUCCCCUCUGCCUGUAAGCCCAAACCUACAACUUCAAAUGGGGAAAUGAUCCCCCAGAUGGUGGAAGUGCAGCCUCUGCAGGCAACUGAGGCGCCUAAAAGUAGUCCUGUUGAUAAAUUGGAUGCGAGAGAGUCCAAUACUGUAAAAGAUAAGGAAAAAGAUCAACCUGUUGGGAUUGAUACUCGGAAACAACCAGCGGAUGAUACUGUCAGGAUAUGUGAUGAAAAUGUUAGAAAUGAACAAGUAGUUUCAGUUGGUCUUGAGUCUUCGCCUUGUGUAGCUGUGGAGAGAUCAGAGGUUGAAGCUGGUUCUGCACUUUUGAAUGACUUCAGGGACCAGAAAGCAAAUGAAAAUGUUGGUCAAAAUGUUGGUGCCACUAAAGUGACUAAGGGAUUGGAUUCAGAUUCUUCUUGCACCCCAAGUAGCCUUAGCUUAGAUGUAAAUAAUGGAAGCAGUUUGUGUAUUAACCAUAGGGAGGAGGAUUCUAACAAAGUUUAUUUGAAACAAGCAACAGAGAUUAAAGGAACACAGAAUUCAGCUGCUGCAGAAACUUGUAAAGAUAGGGAUGAUAGUGCCGCUGUAGGGAAUAAUGCUUCUGGUGAUGCUGGCAUCAACUGUACGUCUAAAGGUGCUUCUGCUAAUGGUGUGGCAGCAAAAAUAGAAGAUAUUGAAAAGUCUUCUGGUCCUCAAAAUGGGGAUAAAUGCACCCAAAAUCUUGAAGAAAUACAUCAAAAUGAGAUUACUGAACCUGUGAGCAUUGAAAAUGCUGUUACAUCAUUGGAUAAUGAGUUGAUCUCCAACAGAGUAAAUGCUGGCUCUUAUGUAAUGGAGAACCCUUCAGAUCUCUCCUUGCAGCAGGAGCAACUGAAAUCUCAAUUGCCGGAAAACAGUUCUGCUUCUGCUGCUGAACUUCAUUCUUAUCCGGACAUCAAGAUAAACAGGGCCCGUGAAGAUUCUAUAUUGGAAGAGGCACGGAGUAUAGAGGCUAAGAGGAAGAGGAUUGCUGAAUUAUCUCUUGGAGUAGCACAGGUGGAGGCCCGGAAAAUGUCUCACUGGGAAUUCGUCCUUGAAGAAAUGGCUUGGUUGGCUAAUGAUUUUGCACAGGAGCGUCUUUGGAAGAUGACUGCUGCUGCACAAAUAUGCCGGCGUGUGACACUUACUUCUCGGUUGAGAGUGGAGCAACAAAAUCAAUGUUUAAAGUUACAAAAAGUCUCCUACACCCUGGCCAAAGCAGUGAUGCAGUUCUGGCAGUCGGCAGAAAUGCUUCUGUGUUCUGAUAAAAGUCAUGGUCCAAUUACAGACAUUGAUGAGGACAAACCUGCUGCUGUAAAGGUUGCAUGCAAAGAAUUUGAGCAACAAAGUCCCAGAAAGAAUGAUAUUAAGGGAUAUGCUGUGAGAUUUUUGAAAUUUAACAGCUCUCCAGUUCCUGCAAUUCAAGCAGAACAGCCUACAACUCCAGAUCUAGUAAGCGAUGCUGGAGUUAUGGAAGUUUCAUGGGAUGAUCACUUGACUGAAGAGAGCUUGUUCUAUGCCGUUCCUUCAGGUGCAAUGGACUCCUACAGAAGCUCAAUUGAAUCACACUUGGUUCAGUUCGAGAAAACAGGCAGCAGCAUGCAAGAGGAAGGUGAUACAUCCAUGCUUGAUGCCGGACCAGACUUUGGACAUCCUGAGAAUGGAUAUGAUGAGGAUGAAGGUGAAACUAGUACAUAUUAUUUGCAUGGAGCAUUUGAAAGUAGCAGGCCAAGGAAACAUGAUCAAAAGAAAAGGACACACUCACUGAAAUCAUUCCCAACAAGAUCAUAUGAAGUGGGAACUGAUGUGCCAUAUGGAACUGUGGGUCCUCAAAAUACAUUGAUGGGGAAACGACCUGCUAGUAACCUUGGCCCAAUUCUACCAAAGCGUAUGCGCACUGCUUCUCGGCAGAGGGUUAUUAGUCCUUUUAGCAAUGGAGUUCCUACAGGUCCAUCUGCUCCAGCAAAGACAGAUGCUUCAAGCGGAGACACAAGCUCUUUUCAGGAUGAUCAGAGCACCUUGCAUGGUGGUUCACAAAUCCAAAAAGGCAUGGAGGUUGAUUCUAUUAGCGACUUUGAAAAACAUCUCUCUUAUGAUUGCUCAGAUAUUAUGACAAAGCCAAAGAAGAAGAAGAAGUCUAGGCAUCUGGGUUCUGCUUACGAGCAGAGGUGGCAGCAUGAUUCAACCGCUCUUGUUGAACAGAGAGAGCACCAGAAAAAGCGACUGGAGAAUCAUCAUUUUGUCUCUAACGGAAAGAGUGGUCUAUAUGGGCAACACACUUGGAAAAAGCCAAAGAUGCUGAAGCAAUCACUAGAUGCCUAUGACAAUGUAGCUCCAUCCACUGGGUCUAUUCCUUCCCCAGCAGCUUCCCAGAUGAGUAAUAUGCCCAGCACAAAUAGGUUUAUGAGACUGAUCAAUGGCAGGGACAAAGGAAGGAAACCCAAGUCCUUGAAGAUUUCUGUUGGCCAGCCUGGUUUUGGAAGUCCAUGGUCCCUCUUCGAGGAUCAGGCACUUGUCGUCCUUGUACAUGAUAUGGGUCCUAAUUGGGAGCUUGUAAGCGAUGCUAUCAAUAGCACUCUUCAUUUUAAGUGCAUAUUUCGUGCACCGAAAGAGUGCAAGGAGCGGCAUAAAGUUCUGAUGGACAAGGGUGCUGGAGAUGGUGCUGACAGUGCUGAAGAUUCAGGGACUUCGCAAUCAUAUCCGUCAACCUUGCCUGGCAUCCCGAAGGGUAGUGCUCGACAGCUGUUUCAACGCUUGCAAGGGCCGAUGGAAGAGGAUACUCUGAAGUCCCAUUUUGAAAAGAUUAUUAUGAUCGGCAAGAAGCUGCAUUAUGGGAGGAGUCAGAAUGAUACCCAGGAUCCUAAGCAAAUACCAGUUCACAAUUCUCAUGUGAUUGCUCUUUCCCAAGUUUGCCCAAAUAACCUAAAUGGAAGCAUCCUAACGCCUAUUGAGCUGUGUGAUAUGGAUCCUUCAAGUCAAGACAUCCUUGGGUAUCAAGGGUCUCAUGCUAGUGGUUUGCCAAUGCCAAGUCAAGGUGUUGUUGGAUCAACGCUUCCUGCUUCUGCUGUGAAUCCUAGCGUGCAAGGAUCCUCAGGCAUGGCUCUAAGUAACAAUACAUCGUCACCAUCACCAUCUGGAUCGCUCCCUGCUUCUUCUAGGGAUGGUAGAUUCAGUGCUCCAAGAACGUCUUUACGUGCUCACGAGCACCCAAGAACACAACAUUUUAACCAAAUGUUGCCAGGAAGAAGCCUGCAGCAGUCUAACCUUUCUGUUUCUGGCCCUCUACCUGGUGGAAAUGGUAUGGGCAUGAUGCCUGGGUUGAAUAGAAACAUGCCAUUAUCGAGGCCUGGUUUUCAGGGAACCCCGCCACCGGUGUCAAAUUCUAGUAGUAUGCUUUCGUCUAGUGUGAGUGGGAUUCCAGGUGGAGUAAAUAUGCAAUCUGGAACAGGGUCAGGCCAAUCUAACUCAUUGACGAGACCACGCGAGCCAUUGCAUAUGAUGCGGAAAUAUUCUUCAGGCCACCCUCAGCCACAGCACCUAAUGUCUCCACAACAGCCUCAUGUGCUAGGAAAUCCUCAUCUUCCAGGACCAAAUCAGGCCACGGCUUCACCCCAGCAAGCAUAUGCAAUCCGUUUAGCUAAAGAAAGGCAGAUGCACCAGCGAUUUCUUCAACAACAGCAACAGCAGCAGUUUACUACAUCUAGCACCCUCAUGCCACAUGUCCAACCGCAACCUCAGCUUCCCGUGACAUUGCCAAUGCAAAACACUCCCCAGAUUCCACCGCAAACAUUACCGCAGCCAGUUCCAUUGACGCAGUCAUCCCCAAUGUCAGUGCAGCAGCAGAAAGUCAACCUAACCACCCAUCAUGGGCCGAACAGAAACCCACAGGGUAUUACUAGUAAUCAGAUGGGUAAGCAACGCCAACGACCGCAGCAGCAACAACAGUUUCAACAACCUGGGCGUGGUCAUCCACAGCAGCGACAGCAGCAUCAGUCCCAAUCUUCACAACAGAAGCAUGCAAAAGGUAUAGGUAGAGGGAACAUGAUUGUCCAUCAGAACCAACCUGUUGAUCAUUCUCAUAAGAAUGGCAUUUCCAUUGCCAUGGGUAACAAAGGGGCAGAGAAAGGUGACCAAAUUAUGCAGCAUUUGAUGCAAGUUGGUCAAGGUUUAUAUUCUGGUUCUGGAUUAGCACCACCACAACCAUCAUCGAAGCCAGGAGUGUCGCCUCAAUCCUUGAACCAUCCACAGCCUCAGCAAAAACAAUUUCCUGGUUCAUCACAGCACUCGUCAAAACAGCUACAGCAGAUGCCCUCGUCUCAUUCUGAUAGCAGCUGUCAAGGACAGGUCCCGUCGUUGUCAGCUGGUCAUGCACAAACAGGCUCUCACCAAGGUGCUAUGUCAGCUGUUAGUUGUUUAAAUAAGCAGCAACACCAAAAGCAUCAGGCUAAUCAAGCUCAAUCGACAGUUCAGAGGACGGUUCAACAGAAAUGUAAGAAGAAUUCAGGUUCACCAACCAAGCCACUACCAGAUAAGCACGAUCAACAGUCACCCGACACUGUUGCACAGAUGGGUACCAGUGCGACUACAGCGCCUGUGGUCAGUAAUGAUUCAGCUAAUGUAGUUUCUGUUGGUACUUCUGGUGUUCAAGCACCAUGGAUUGUGUCUGAACCUACUUUGUACGAUUCUGUUAAAACCACCCCUGCUUCCCAAGUGGAUCCUAUAGGGAGCAUGUCUCUUCAAAAUACAGCGGCUGGGGAGCCAGUGACCUCUGCCAGCCAAGGCUUAGGCCAACGACAGUUGUCUGGAGGUUUUUCCCAACAGGGGCAAAAUCAUGCAGCUAAGUGGCAGCAGCAACCACAACCACAAGUCCAACAGUCAACAGCUACUCCAUCUCAGCAGAUAAUACAGCCACAGGAGCAACCCGUACUGCAGGAAGAACAACGUUCACCACAGUUACAGAAGCCACCUCUGCAACAAACACACGUUCAAACUGGGCAAGACAGUUUGUAUAGUAGACCGAGCAAUGCUAAGCUGGAAUGAAAGGUCUUGCUGGAUGUACGUAGUUCCAGUAGCCGGUAGCACGGCUUGGGUUUGCAUGCUCUUAUAGCAGCAUUGUACAGGUACAUACAUUCCCCCAUACAGUAAAUCGCUUCUGCAUGUUAGGUGUCAUUCGUUCCGUGGAGUGACUUGAUUAUAUUGGUUCAUAAAAGGUGGGAAAAGUAACUGUGGCUUACGUGGCAUUAAUACAGACGAAGCUGGUACCUGGAAGGGCAUUGCAAAGCAGGGAAAAGGAUCUUGGUCGGCCUUGGCGCUGUUCGCUCAUUGCAGGACCAAUUUUAUUCUUACCCUCGUCUUUUUUUUUUUUUGACAUUUUCCCCAAAAAUGUGGGGAAAUUCCAUGUAAAUUACCACUGGGGGGCUAGAGUAGAGCAGUGUGGGGGAAGAUGGAGACAAAUAGAGAGAGGUAUGUGUACAGGGUCUUAGUCUCUCCAUUCCUUUUCUCUUGCAUCUCUCCCUCUGCCUUUUUUGGCUGGUUUCUCUGCUUUGUCCUGAAUGCGCAAAGAGGGGGGAAGGCUGCCUUUUUUUUGUAUAAAUAAAUAUUUUGUUAAUUAGUAGACUUUCUUCCAGGUAGGUUAGUAAUAGCAAUCAUGUAUUAUUAACGAUUAACACAGUUGAAGAAUUAAGUUGGCAGUGAUCAAUUAUCAGUGGGGUAAGAGAAGACAAGAGCCUUGGUAAAGGAACAAAAAGAAGGCAGUUUUGUGGAUACAAGGAGGAUCUCUUGAAUGUUUGUUUGUACAACAGAAAAUAAUCCAUGUUAGCAGUAGAGGUAUGUGCCUUUCUAACUGCGAUCCUGUCUUUUACCAUCUUUUUCUAGGUUCACGUUGUCAUUAAAGCUUGUGAUAUUAG
Messenger RNA from Linum trigynum, 8863 nucleotides. The record is from the annotation of a GenBank genome assembly. Lineage: Eukaryota; Viridiplantae; Streptophyta; Magnoliopsida; Malpighiales; Linaceae.